UUUGAGUGGGCGUUCAAUACAUAGCAUAACAUAACAUACUUUACAUAACAAACACAACACAAACACAAACAACUCAAGUGUUGUCACCGCAAGAAAAAACACAAUCAAAACCAUCAACUCAUCGGACGAAUGAAGUGAUCCAUCGGUUCAAGUGAUCAAUCAGUUAGUUAGUGUCCAGACAUCGGGUCUCCCAACCGGCCGCCGACAGCAACAAUGAUGACCAACAAAGCCGCCGCCACCGCUGCCACCGCUAUCAAUGUUGACGAUGACGGUUGGAUCAGACAGUUUAACGUAACAGAUCCCUGUCGACAUCCCCAGAAAGGCUACACUGUCUACAAAGUGGUCAGCCGUGUUCAUCAUCGGUCAUCAACGGACGGUAUUACCGAACUGGUUGCCUAUAAACGCUAUUCGGAGUUCAAACGUUUGCACAAAACUCUCGGCCAAUUGCAUCAGUCGUUGCAUCUGAAAGGCAUGUUUCCCGACUUUCCCGAUUCAAAAUUGUUUGGCCGUUUCGAUGCCGACGUCAUCGAAACCAGGCGUCGAUCGGCACUCGAACUACUAGAGUUUGCGGCCAAACAUACUGUACUGUUUACCAGUACAGUGUUUGUCCAGUUUUUCGACAACUCGGUAACCAACUUUACCACCACUACCACCACCACCACCGCCAACAACAACAUUGUUUCCAUAGAUAGUCACAUUACCGAUGACGCGGACAUCAAUGAUCUACCGAAACCAUUGGAACCGAGUCUUAGUUUUAGCGAUGACGGCACUGCUAGUAGUAGUUAUCGCACCGGUGGUGGUGAUGGUGGUGUUGAUGGUGACGAUGACGAUAAUACAAGCAAUGGUAGUACAAGUGUUUAUUCAACUCCCGUCCAUACUAUGGAUAACAACCACCUCUGCCAACCAUCGACAGGGACGGCAGCGGCGGACAAUCAAAACUCGGCUAAUCGACAUACUAGUGAUAAUCUAACAGAAUUUGAUCCAUUGGCCAAUGGUAGUGAUAAUCCAAAGUCAUGUACAGAUGAUAAUAAUGAUGAUUGUCAAUCAUCGUCUACUAAUGAUUGGCUAUUCUCACCUACCAAUCAUCCGAAGUUGGCCGUCGUUGUUGCCGUCAAUGAUGAUAAUGACAAUCAAAACACUAAGAAUAAAGAGCUGUCGUUGCCAUCAACGCCAUCGGCAGCCGAUAAUCGCAAUAAUUGUGAUAAUAAUAACAAAGAUGUGAUCAACAAAAUUAAUAAUGUUGUUGAAGAAUCAUAUGCUGAUGAUGUCGAUGUCGGUAAUGAUGAUAGAAGUGCUAGAAAUGUCAAGAAUUUAAUAAAGACAUUUGACGACAUACCCACUGAUAUAUUUGUUAAACAAUUUAGUAUAUCAUGUGAUUCAGAUCAUCUUAACGAAGAUGACGGUAACGAUAAUGUCAAUCAAAGUAGUACUACUACUACUACUACUACUAGUGGUCAGACCAUCAAUCCUUCAAUUGAUAACAACUGUAAUAAUAAUAAUAAUAAUAAGAUAGUUGUUGUCGUCGAUGGCGACAAUGAGUCGACAGCUGUUUCGUCGGACAAUUAUCUGUUAGACGCGGCCAUUAUCUUACGUCAGGCCCAACAGCACGAAGAAUCCGGUGAAUGGGAGCCGGCAUUCGAGUCGUACAAGUGUGCCGUCGGUAUACUAUUGCAGGGAGUGGUCGACGAAUUGGAUACGGAAAAGAAGGCAUCGAUUAGACGAAAAACUUUCCAGUAUCUGACACGUGCUGAACAUAUCUUUGAUACAUAUUUGUCGGAUAGUUCACAGCAUCAGCAGCCGAGCCGUCGAUGGGCACCGGACAGUCCAUUUAAAUCGUUAAAUGCAUCACUCAUACAGAGCUGGUUCGGUACAUCCGACGAACUGAUCAAAUAUCGUGUCUGCGGUAUCGAUGGCGGCCGCAGCAACAGCAACAACAACAGUAGUAGUAGUAGUAGAGUACAGAUAGUGAUGGACACGACCAACAAUAAUCGCAAGUUUGUCAUAAAAGUUGUCUACAAAUCUAACUACCCGUACAAACAAUCAUCGAUGGUUCCCAAUCAGCUAUCAGUGCCGCAAAGUAUUUUUCCGAACGACAUUCCGUUUAUGGUACAAAUUUACCGAAUUUUCAAGACCGACUACGCCAUCUAUUUGCUACUCGAGUACGCAAAAGGUGGUAGACUAUGGGAUCGGCUACUGUCGGCCAAUGGUUCGCGUAGUCUAUCGCCCUGUCCUGACUGUACGUUUGCCGCCGCAGGCGGCGGUAUCGACGAUAAAGACUACGAACUGAUUGCUGAUAAUGCCUACAGUGGACGCCGUAUAUCGAGAACUUGUUCCGAAUACGGAUCUGUUGGCUGUGGCAACAAAUUCAAGAAUAAUGUGAACAACAAUAACAACAAUAGUGUCUUUGAACCGAUCAGCGAACGAAUGGCUCGCCACCGAUCAUCCGACGACUCAAUGGACGAAUCGUCCGGUGGCGGAUCACCGUCGGGCGGCAGUUUGGCCAGUAUUGAUUCAAUUGAUUAUGACUUGCCAUCGAAAAGCUAUGUAAAUCUGUGCCAUAACUAUGCAUUGGAACGGCAGAGAUGUCCCCAACAACAACAGCAACAACCGACCAGUUCACUGGCCAACUGCAAGUUAGGCCACAUUUCCGAUUCAAUCGACAGCAUCGACUCCAUAACCGAAGAUUAUGAUAACGAUUCAUACAAUAAUAAUAAUAAUAAUAAUAAUAGUCUCAGUCAUCAUAAUCCCAAUCCUUCACUAAAUGCCAAUCCCUAUAACAACAACAACAACAAUAACUCAUCAAACAUUAUGACCAGUCAUUCACUCAGUCGACCUCCGAUUAGACAAUUAUCUAUCGAAAACAUGGGUAUAACCAGUCUAUUGACGAGAGCCAAGAGUUUACUCAGGAAUGUCGAUCAGACAUUAAAUUUAUCGAAAUAUGUGUCGAAAAAUUUAAGUCAAAAAUACUUGUCGUCGACAUCAUUGGCACCGACGACGACGACAACGACGACACCAUUCAGUGAUCAUCUGCGCGGAUCCAAAUCAGAGCUAUCGUUAUCAUCAACUAAUUUGUCGACACAAAAACAGAUGAUUAAGUCGUUGAAGAUCAACAACAACAAGAAGAUUAAGAAGAAUAAGACGCCUAUAUCUGAAGUUAUUCAUCAAAUGGAUGACAACAAUACUUCUAACAGCGGUAGCAACGGCUGUUGUACUGAUGGACCGCUGGUCAGCGAAUCGGAAGCCCGACUAUGGCUGUCGCAAGUUGUCCGCUGUUUACAGCAUUUGCAUAAAUUGGGUGCCGUUUAUUGCGAUCUGAAUCCCGAUAAUCUACUACUAAACGAUGACAACAAUGUUUGCGUUACCUAUAAAUGUUUUUGGGACGAAUCGCCACAGAAUUCCAUCGACGAGUUGGCCAGAGAGCGGCUGUAUGUGGCACCCGAACUGAUGAAAUCGGAAAAAGUAAGCCAUCUGUGCGAUUGGUGGUCAUUCGGUGUCGUAGCUUACGAACUAUUGACGGCACGGUCAUUGGUUUCAUAUCAUCCAAACGGUAUCACUAGUCAUACGACACUAUACUUUCCGGCCUUUAUAUCAAUUGAAGCCAAAGAUUUGAUAACUAAAUUACUUCAGCCGAAUCCUAGCGAACGAUUGGGACGACACGGAUCUGAAGAGAUAACAACACAUCCGUUCUUCGAGGGUAUCAAUUGGUCUAAUCAUUAGAGAUGAUGGAAAUUAUCAAAACAAUUAUCA
Oppia nitens is the source of this 3747-nucleotide messenger RNA. RefSeq names its product ribosomal protein S6 kinase delta-1-like. Gene Ontology annotation, biological process: protein phosphorylation. Lineage: Eukaryota; Metazoa; Arthropoda; Arachnida; Sarcoptiformes; Oppiidae. The record is from RefSeq and is a predicted model, not a curated record. Gene Ontology annotation, molecular function: phosphatidylinositol binding; protein kinase activity; ATP binding. The coding region runs from base 214 to 3717 and encodes 1167 amino acids. The transcript has 4 exons.